AUGCCUGGAACUCCAGCCUGGCGCGCGAGGAUCGCCAGCGUCUUCCGCAAUGCCGACGCCCACGUCCUGGUGGCCUUCUGGCUGUUUGGCCUCAUCAACAAUGUCCUCUACGUGAUCAUCCUGUCCGCCGCGCAGGACCUCAUCGGGAACCUGCCCAAGGGCAUCGUCCUGCUUGCCGACGUGAUGCCCUCCUUCGUGAUCAAGCUCGUCGCCCCCUACUUCAUCCACCGUGUCCCCUACGCCGUGCGCAUCCCCAUAUUCGCCGGCAUCUCCGCCACCGGCAUGCUCCUCAUCGCGCUCACGCCGGCCACGGGCUCCGUCCCCGUCAAGAUGCUGGGCGUCGUGCUCGCCAGCCUGAGCAGCGGCGGCGGCGAGCUGAGCUUCCUCGGCCUGACCCACUACUACGGCCACAUGAGCCUCGCCGCCUGGGGCAGCGGCACCGGCGGCGCGGGGCUAGCUGGCGCGGGCCUGUACGUGCUGCUCACCACCUGGCUCGGCUUCAGCGUCAGGGACAGCCUGCUCGCCUCGGCCUUCCUGCCCGCCGUCAUGCUGCUCAGCUUCUUCGUCAUCCUCCCACAGGGGCCACUGCGCCAGAGCGCAGCUUUCAAGAGCUACGAGGCCCUUCCGGAGCAGGACCUGGCCGAGGACGACGUCGACGACAUGCCCGCGGGCAACGCCUCGUCCAGCCUGCUGGCCCCGGGUCCCGCCGUCGCAACCACCGCCUACUCCGCCCACCCGGAAGGGCACAGCAGCGGGUCCUUCGUGGCGCACCUGCGGCGCGCGAGGUCGCUGGUGAUCCCGUACAUGCUCCCGCUGUUCAUGGUCUACGUCGCCGAGUACACCAUCAACCAGGGCGUCUCGCCGACGCUGCUGUUCCCGCUCGAGUCCUCGCCCUUCGCCGAGCACAGGGACUUCUACCCCUUCUACAACUUCCUCUACCAGUUCGGCGUCUUCAUCUCGCGCUCGUCGACGCCCUUCGUGCGCAUCCACCACGUCUACAUCCCGUCCUUCCUGCAGGUCGGCAACCUGGUCCUGCUGACCCUGCACGCCCUGCUCAACUUCAUCCCGACCGUCUACAUCGUAUUUCUUGUCGUCUUCUGGGAGGGCCUCCUCGGCGGCGCCGUGUACGUGAACACCUUUGCCGAGAUUAUAGAAAACGUGCCGGUCGCAGAGCGCGAGUUCAGCCUCGGCGCGACGUCCGUGGCUGACAGUGCCGGCAUCUGCCUCGCUGGAUUUAUCGGCAUGGCUGUAGAGGUGUGGCUGUGUGAUUGGCAGGUCCGGCAUGGGAGAGACUGGUGCAGGAACAUCAAGGUGGGCUGA
This is a messenger RNA of Diaporthe citri, 1320 nucleotides long. RefSeq lists its product as uncharacterized. Bases 1 to 1320 code for a protein of 439 amino acids. Lineage: Eukaryota; Fungi; Ascomycota; Sordariomycetes; Diaporthales; Diaporthaceae. The transcript has 2 exons. Gene Ontology annotation, cellular component: vacuole; membrane. Gene Ontology annotation, biological process: regulation of intracellular pH. The record is from RefSeq and is a predicted model, not a curated record.